CAAGGAAAUGAUGAUGAUGAUGAUGAUGAUGAUGAUGAUGAUGAUGAUGAUGAUGAUGAUGAUGAUGAUGAUGAUGAUGAUGAUGAUGAUGAUGAUGAUGAUGAUGAUGAUGAUGAUGAUGAUGAUGAUGAUGAUGAUGAUGAUGAUGAUGAUGAUGAUGAUGAUGAUGAUGAUGAUGCUGCUGCAGGCAGAUAAUUUUGAGCAGAUCAUUUAGAGCCAUUCAAUCAAAUGCCAAAAGCAUG
Closterium sp. NIES-67 is the source of this 242-nucleotide messenger RNA. Lineage: Eukaryota; Viridiplantae; Streptophyta; Zygnematophyceae; Desmidiales; Closteriaceae. The record is from the annotation of a GenBank genome assembly.